Messenger RNA from Aspergillus terreus NIH2624, 1161 nucleotides. RefSeq lists its product as uncharacterized. The coding region runs from base 1 to 1161 and encodes 386 amino acids. The record is from RefSeq and is a predicted model, not a curated record. NCBI's taxonomy places the organism in Eukaryota, Fungi, Ascomycota, Eurotiomycetes, Eurotiales, Aspergillaceae. The transcript is spliced from 2 exons.
AUGUCGAUCAACCGGGAGCCGUUCGUCUGUUGCAUACUUUGUGGAAUAGAAGUUGCCUUAUAUGACGGACGAGAAUUAAGGGAAGCGCAUGAAGCAUGGGGCGCGUGGGCAGCCCAAAAAUCCAACAAGGAAAAGAGGCUCAUAGUGCCUGCAUCCGAGGUUGAACAGUUGGAUCUGGAGACGGAUUUGCCGAUGUGGGCUUGUUUUUACCGUGCAAUCCUCGAUGAUCCAAAGCGUGGUCGCCUUACGAUAUCUGGAAUAUCUCCACACAUCAUUAUGGAAGCAAGGAAGGAGAAGCACCCCGCUCCCAUAAUGACCGACCCCGAGAAGGCCGUAUUCUUUCCUGGACCUCUAACGGCGCAUCCGAAGUGGACCGUGAAGUUUCAUAUGGCCAAUCUCUUCGAGACGGACUGGAAUAGGGAGAACGGGGAGCGUGUGGGAUACACCAUGCACCCGCACUGCUGGCUCCUAGUGGAUCGGUUUCUGGGUCACGACAUCGUGAAGCAGGACCUGCGAGCAUUUGUGCAAGCCAUCGAGACGUAUUGGAGAGCUGACAGAACGCUUUGGAUGCCGGAUCUCCGUCACCCCACUCGUGAAUAUCCCUGUUAUGACAAUGCGGCACCCUGGAUUAGGCAAAACUGUCCGCCAUGUUCUGCAAUGCCGUUAGACCGCAGCCAUGUGUCCGCGAGCCCACUUAUCAUUCGGGAUAUCCAGAGUUUGAGUACGAGGGCAACGGCAGCACACGAGAAAUCCCUUGGCCACGCCGCGAAGCUGCGUGCUACUGUCGCUAAUGUCCCUGCUGAAAUCAUAAAGACCAUUAUUGAUACGAUCUGGCAGAGCCGUCCACCCUGUCGCGAGAGGAUCCACGAUGUUCGCAGCGUGAUGGAGGCAUUUCAAUGGAGACUCCCUGAUUCAUACUGGCGGAGCCGCUGCAGCCCGGACCUUGUGUUUGAGGUGCAAGACUUGGUCAAAGCAGGGACGCACAUCGACUGGGCAUACUUCUGUCUUGGGCUGCACGAGCUGUUGUUGCAAGAGGACUGGUAUUGCAAUAGUGGGUUGUAUUUUCGAGGCCGGAUCUUGCAUCUUUUGGAAUGCAUCAAGGGGGAUGUUUUACGGAGUUCAGUACCUGCAGACGAGCAGGUUCUCGAGGACCAAGACUGA